AUGGUCGCAAUUACUUUCAUGUCUAUGGUGUCUGGACCAACCAUCAUCGAAGCCAAGGAAGACGAAACUUUCGAACAAGUUGUCCAACGUCUCCAAGCUGCUCUCCCAAAGCAAUACACAAUCGAUCAAUUUGAUUGCUCCCUACCAAACCCAGUUUGGGCCAAGAUUGCCUUGACUGCCACUGUUGGUUCCAUCGGUCUCCCAGAAUCUGGUGAACUCCGUUACAUCAUCAGAUGUUAA
This is a messenger RNA of Cavenderia fasciculata, 240 nucleotides long. RefSeq lists its product as uncharacterized. The transcript has a single exon. NCBI's taxonomy places the organism in Eukaryota, Evosea, Eumycetozoa, Acytosteliales, Cavenderiaceae. The coding region runs from base 1 to 240 and encodes 79 amino acids. The record is from RefSeq and is a predicted model, not a curated record.